This is a messenger RNA of Medicago truncatula (barrel medic), 7171 nucleotides long. RefSeq lists its product as uncharacterized. Bases 9 to 1565 code for a protein of 518 amino acids. The record is from RefSeq and is a predicted model, not a curated record. Lineage: Eukaryota; Viridiplantae; Streptophyta; Magnoliopsida; Fabales; Fabaceae. The transcript has 3 exons.
ACACAUUAAUGGCCAGCCCUCCUCCUCGAAACAUGCCAGUUGGACCAAAAUCAAAUAAUGAUAAACCAACCACCAAUCCUCCUCCACCAACACGAAGCAAGGUACUCAUAUCAAAAUCAAACAACGACACACCCCUUAUCAACCCUCCUCCACCAACCCAAAAUAAGGCGUUCAAACCAAAUUCAAACAAGGCUACCACACCACAUGUCAACCCUUCUCCUAUGUCGUCGUUGUCACCACCAAUGCCGACAACGUCUCAAUUUUAUUUCAAUACACAAAUUUCUCCUUUAAAUCUGAACUUUGCUGAACAAAAAAAUUUCGGAUGGACUAAUAACUACCCUAGCUUUCAUCAUAACUAUCUUGGCAUGAAUCCGAUGCCACAAUGUGGUUCAUCUUCCAACCGUCCUGAGUACGUAACCAUGCCACUUCUCCACUUGGGCUCAUAUCAAAGCCUCCCAGAGACUGACCAAACCCACAACCACUCAAUUUUUCAAUUUGGGUCGGGGAAGAAACAAACUGAAAAUACAAGUAGCUCUCUUUUACAGUCAGGUUCAGGGUCAAACCUUGACCUAAGCAAGACUAAUUCAAUUUUGCAACCAGGUUCUUCUUCAAUUCCAGUGGAUAAAAACGUUAGCCUCGAACUAAGCCUAGGGCUGGGUAAGAGUCACAGUUCCUCCUCCAACCGGCCCUUUGAUUCAAACCGGGCUCAAAAAAUUGAUUUUAUUGACUUCCAAUUUAAAAGUUUAGCUUUAAACCCGGUCAGACCAGUGACCAAUGCCGACAAAAUCCUAAAUCAGCUGGUUGGCGGUUUAGCUUUGAACCCGGUCAAACCGGUAAUUGAGUCUGAAAAAACCGCAAAUCAGCUGGAUCAGAUUCGAAAGGGUAAAUCGAUAUUUACCUUUCAAUCGCCCGCGAAGGCUAAGGGUUCCGGCGAGAACAACGACGCCGGAAAACGUGACGGCGGCGAGAUCUAUGGAGGAGAUAGCGCAGAACGUGACGACGGAGAGGUUGAUCUUGGCGGAGUACCUGUCGUCGGAGAGGUCGAUGUUGGAGGCGGUGGAGAACGUGACGACGAUGAGGUCGAUGGUGGACAAGGAGGAGAACCUGACGGAGGAAAGAUCAAUGGAGGAGGAGAACGUGAAGACGGAGAGGUCGACGGCGACGAUGACAAAGACGAAGAACAGGAAAAGGAAGUGGAAGUGGAGACAGAACGUUCAGAUGAAGAAUCGAACAAUGAGUCGAAGAAAUUAUGGAAUCUGAGGCCGAGGAAGCCAACCAAGAAGGAAGAGAAGAAGAGCGGCGGUGGAGGAAGUUCGAGGAAGCCGACGACUCGAUCUCAGCGUAAGGCGGAGAUGCCGCAAAGGAUGGAGCUGAAGCUGACUCUUACAAAUGAAGAGAUCGAACAUGAUUUCUUACUCAUGACUGGUCAGAAGCCGCCAAAGAAACCGAUUAAGAGAUCAACAAAGGUUCAGAAAUCUGUUGAGGUUCUUUUUCCAGGCUCGAAUUUGACUACCGUAUCACCUAAAAGAUAUGCGGUUAAGGAUGACCCACCUUUGAAGAAUUAGGACUUCCAGUUGCUCGCACCGGGGUUGCAGUGUUUCUUGAAACUGUGAUGUCUUCUGAUCGUGGAACUAGUUUUGUCUUGUCAACAUAUGCUGAAGGUAUUGUCUACCGCAUAUCAACAGACCAUAUGAAGAUGAGAGAAUAAAAUGUAUUUUGUUUCUGUGCCUAGCUUUUGUGAACCGAGGCACCUAAUAAAUCGUUGAACUGUUGCAGUAUUCCUGUUGUUUUAGUUUAAGUAGUCGGAGAACUACAUGGUUUAUGUUUUUCAGUUGGUUUAUGUUUGUUUUUCAGUUGGUUUACCAAACUGAAUAAUGUUGGUUUAUCUACAUUUCUUUUGUCUUUAUAAUAUAUUUUCUAAGUUGGUUUCGCAAAUAAUUGUGGAAAUAUUGGUUUUAUAUACAGUCUUUUUCUUCAUAAUUAUUUUUUGCAUUGUUGAUUUUAAUUGGAACCAUAUAUAGCUCAUUGUUUUUGUUACCGGUUAAAUCAUGAUGUCAAAAAAUAUAUUUGAAAAACUGAGAAGGAGAGAAGAAUAGGAGGGAGUAAUUAGGCCUAAUAUGUAAAUCAAUUGUAGGGUGAUAAAUGUUUUGGUUUAUUGAAGCUGAUUUUCUCUUUGGAUAUGUGAAAUCUGUCACUUGAAACUAAAUACAACAUUUGCCCGAUUAUGUUCGUUAGAUAUCUGGGUGUAAGGUUUAAAUGCUGUCACUUUUUAGGUCUACGUGAAACUUAAGUGAUUUACGUAGCCUAUUUGGAAUCUGGAUUUUGAAUUCAAUUACAGAAUCUGUCUAAGCCCAUGCUUUAAUUAUUUUGGCUGUUAGGUUAAAUGUCAAUUCUAUGUUUAUGUUUAUGUCUUUAUAAAACCUAAGUAAUUUAGAUAGCAUAUGGUAAAGAGGGUAGACUAUGGAGCAUUGUAUAUGUGCUUUUGUUCUAUAUUUUGUGCUUUAAGAAAUAGAACAAAACCAGAUAUAGGGCUCAAACAAGGGAUACAUUUUGGUUUCCACUAGCAGCUUAGAACUAAAGAGAACAUAACAGAAACAAUUCUCUUUUGUUCUGUUUAUGUCCGUGUUGUCAAAUAUCAGCCAUGGCUGCUCCGUAGCAGAUAUCGGUGGUGGGUUUUUGGCUUUCUGCCAUGGCCAGUUUUGUGGGCGUCACAUCAUGUUGGCAUUGGUGUGGCGGGCUUUUGGCUAUCUACCAUGGUCCGCCAUUGACAACAAUGAUGUGCGUGCUAAUUACUAACUUGGAUUUUGUGAUAUUUCUCUUUAUCUUUCUACUAGAACAAGCUACCGACUAAUGCUUUUGAAAGAGUUCUUUCAAACUUUAAACUUGACUAAUAUAUAUCCAUUAUGGUUCUAAUCAUUCGAUUGGCUCUGCCGUGGUGGGAGCUUUAUUGGAGUGAAUAGUAUUAUGAUAAUCACACACACGCGCGCACACACACAUGUGAAUGUAUCUAGUGAGAGGAUCAUCUGUAUAUAAGAAUGAGUGGAGUAUACAUUUACCCUACAAAUAUACAUGGGUGGUCAAGAUUAAAAGUUUAUAAUGGUGAUGGGACCAGUUAAAAAGUCACAUGACCAUUGUUUUACUUUUUACCAUUCAUCAUUAGAUUCAAAGUUCAAGUUUAUAAUGGUGAAGGGCAUUUGAUUUAAAUGGGAAUAAGUUCAGUUAAAGCAUGAGGCUUCUCCUUGAUGAUGAAAGGUGGCAUUGUGCAAUGAACACAACAACAUAUUUGACUAAAGAUAUAUUGUUUUAUUUUAAAAAUUUGGUUAUUAUUGUUAACUAGCUCAAGCAUCUUUUCACUUAUCGUGAAUAGUUUUCAACUUGGUUUAUGUAGGUGAAUAACUUCGUCGUAACAACUUAUUUAUCGAAAUUGGUAGUUCUUUAUUCUUUUUAAAUUUGUAGUUGCAUUUUGUCAUUUCUAAGUCUCAGCAGGUACUUUUUAUAUUGGCCAAGAUAGAUCAAAUUUUCAAAUGACUGUUCUCUACUUGCUACAUUUCUAGUUUCUCUCUUAUUGUUCAUUUUUCUUGCUGUCGUGUUGCAUGUUUUAAAGGACACCUUAUUGGUGCUCUCAUUGAACUGUUGCCUUAUUUUUUCAAUAUUCUUUAUCCUAUUUAGUAAAUUGCUUCUGUCAUGCUGAGUCCUCUUGUUUCAUGAACCAUACCAGUGCAUAAAAAAGAAACUGUUGAGAAUAUUAUAGUAAUGUAAUAAAGUUUUUUUAUAUCGAAUCUUUCCCACUGGCAUAUUAGCUAAUAAUAUUUCAUUUAUAGCUGUACAUUCAUGCAUUGCAUGAAUAGGAAACUGGUGAAAUCAUUACACUAAGAUAAUACAUUUUUUAUAUCAAGUCAUUACGACAAGCAUAUUAGCUAAUAAGAUUUGAUUUAUGUACAGCUGUACAUUUAUGCAUUUACCUUUUAUGUACUUCAUGUCUGUAUCUAUCUGGCCAAUUUUGUGAUUUGAUAUCUGACCUACUAAAUGGUUACCUUAAAUCCAAUGCACUAAUGUUGCUAAUUGAUUUAGGAGUAAUGAUAUUUGUACAACCAUUUUGUUACAACUUUUAGGCCAACCUUCUUUUCCUCGCUUCUCAUAGGUCAAAAACAAUAGAGAGUAAAAACACAAUCUGAGUAUGAGAGAAAUUUGUCCAAAAGUUGUCACAAAAUGGUUGUUCAAAUAUCAUUUGUCUUGAUUUAAUGUGAUCUCAUCUCUUUGUUCAUCUUUGUAAUGUUGUCUGGUUCCAUGUUAUGAUCCUCUCUGAUAUGUCUCUGGGGUGUCGCAUGUCUGAAAAGAAAUUAAGACUUGCAGUGUGGAAGGACAUAAUGCUGAUGUGCUAGGAUUACAAUUUUUUUUUAACUAGGAAAUUCAGUAUAGUAAGUAAUAUAUUUUAUUUUGACGUAAGCAUGCUCUUGUUCGGUAAUUUCCGAGUGAUAUUGCAAAUGCUACACGGACCUGCAAUGGAUUAAAACUUGUUCAAAGUAGUUAUUGUCAAAUGGCGCGGUUUGUAAGUUGUAAGUGCUUGUUGAUUUUGAUUCUAGUAAAAAACUUGCCUAAUAUAUUUAACCUGUGUUUUCCACAGGACAAUUACGUCCUUCAUUUUUUAUGGGCGAGAAUCUUGAUGAUGCAACUUUUAAUAACGGAUAAGAAUGACCCCACAAUUCCAGCAGUGCAACAGGUAACAAUAUUUGAUCGCUGAUAUAUAAACUGAGUAUUGCAAUCAAGUAUUCUUGUUUAAAAUUUUUCCAUUUUGGUUCUUGGUCUUGUGGUCUUAUCAUUUUUAUUGCUAGGGUUUAAUGCUGGAUGGUAUAAAAGAGAUGACUGAUAUCCUAUUCUAGUUGUCAAAUAUGUAUAUGUAUAUCCUUAAAAAAAAUGUGUAUAUGUAAAUGACGCAAAUGUUAAGCAUUCAAAAGGUUUUCAACAUGGCAGUCAAAUCGGGAUACGUAUCGUGUAUCGUUCGACCAUCUUUUUGAAUCGUGUAUCGUAUCGUGUAUCGUAAGUUACAUGAACAAAAAAAAUAUGACUUAAAGUAUCAUAUAUAAACUCCAAAAUACUUCAAAUAUCAUAUAUAAACUUCAAGAUACUUCAAAACUCAAGUCAUAAACAAAAGUAAAUAACAUAAAACAUCCUUAAUUCAAUCAAAAUCAAACAUAUAGAGUGUGUAGUGUAGAGAAACAGCGUGUAUAUGUGUUGGAAGCCGUAAAGGAAGAGAAGGUGAGUGGCUUUGGGGAAUAGCUCCAAAUUAAUUGGUAGGCUACAAAACAAAACUCUUGAAUACAAAAUGGUUCACUUGCAAUAUCUGAUGGGUCACAUAAACCCGAUCCAAGAAAACCAGGUAAAUUUGGGGUUUUCUGAUGGGUCAUGCAAAACCUGACCCGGCUCCAGAACUGAUACAUAAAAAAACGGAAUUUUUUUUUUGGAAUUUUUGCCGGGUCGUGCAACCCACCUGGUUUUUGCAACUGAGACGCAAGUGUCAAAGUAUCGGAUAAUACUAGAUUGAAUCGGGAUACAUGGGAUACAAUGUCAUUUGGGAUACAGACCCUGAUACGUAUCGCCCAUGGCUGUUUUCAUAUCGUAUCAGGAUACGUAUCAUGGGAUACUAACUACACUGGUUUUCAAUAUGAUGCUUUAAAUGUCAUAGGAUUUUAGCAUUUUUGUAAUUUAUUUAGUUCCUUCUAUAUUUGGGCUAAUUAGAUUUAUGAAAAUUUUGGAAGUAAUUAUAACAUUUCCAUUCAUGUAUGUUAGUUAAAUUCUGUAAUGGAAGUACGCAUAUUUUUAUAAGCACUAAUGUUGUCUGAUCUGUGUUUUUCUGUAUAUUAUCAUCUGAUAUUUUUCUUUUAGAUGAAAUUCCCCUGGAGGUUGUGUUCUUCGUUAAGGAAUUAGCAAAAGUUCAAAAGCUAUACUAUUUUCCAGAGUGAUCCAGCUUUAGGCUCUACUGCUUCUCCAUGGCUCUGCAGAACAAUAUGUUACAAGACAACAUGGGAUAUUUUCCAACACUAAAAACAAGUGUAAUUUAAUUUACUUUUACAAUUGAAUAAAAUAGAAUAGCUGCCCUUCAGAAGUAGGUUGUUGAUAGUGGUGCUAUAGCGAGCAAUAGCGGAAAGUGUAGGGGAGCCAAUGGCCGCUGCGAGGCUCCUUCCACAGUCGUGGUUGUUGUUGCCGCAAAUGGUGCAAAACCGUAUUCGGUUCGCCCAAACCUGAUAUUGCGUCCGCUUUUAGGAUUUCAGGGCCAAAAUUUUAAGUGAGCAGUACUUUACUAUAUCAAUUCCCACAUUUCCUUUCAUCUUAUUGUCAUUUCCUCAUUUGUGUGCUCUGCUGCGUCAUCCAUCUUCAUCGUUUUGUUCUGCUUCUCUGUUCGUGUUCUGUUAUGAUUGUUUUGAAUUUAUGUUCUUCGUACUGUUCUUUUCCUGUUGCUCUGCUUUGUUCUGCGUUGUGUUAAGUUGUGCUCCUUCAUUACUUUUAGAACUUGAUUUUGCUGGAAUGUCAUUUUGAUUACAUUUAGAACUUGAUUCUGAUAGGAAAUGACAAAGUUGAUUAUAAUUUACUAUCAAGUGCAACAAUCUCUUCAAUUGUGUUUUUUCUUUCUUUCUUUCUAUUUUUGAGUAUUUAUGUUAAUGUUGUACACUGAUUUUCAGUCUUUGCAACAGCAGCUAUCCCACUAUCUGCUCCGCUAUACCAUUUUGGGAUAAGUCUGUAAUGGAAAGGCCUUGAUUCCUAGGAGCAAUGAAUGUCUGGCCUUCUCAGCAUGUAACUGAUUACUCAGUUGGAGAUUCCUGAUUACUUACUUUUUUGUGCAAGUAUUGCUAGGUGAAUGGAUUGGUGAUUUUCGCAUCUUGGAACAAAAAUAACUUGCUUCAACUUAGGUUUCCCAAAUCCAUAUAAUUACUUUCUAAUUCCUUACUGUAUAUAUCUAAUUCUAGUGACCGUUAGUGCUUGUUUAUUUUAGUGAGUUACAUUUCACUUUCAACCAAAAUUUAUUCUUUAUACUUGGUCAUGGCUGGCAUAAGAAUAAAGCUAGCUACUAGCUAUUAUGUUCACACCUAUUUGUAUUAUAUUACUAUAUGGGGAAAUGAUAACAAGUGUCCUUGAAAGCAUUUUUUAAGUAAUCGAAAGUAGUAAUUUUUGCAAA